Uranotaenia lowii is the source of this 1708-nucleotide messenger RNA. RefSeq names its product protein lin-28 homolog (gene lin-28). The transcript is spliced from 4 exons. The record is from RefSeq and is a predicted model, not a curated record. The coding region runs from base 419 to 952 and encodes 177 amino acids. Lineage: Eukaryota; Metazoa; Arthropoda; Insecta; Diptera; Culicidae. Gene Ontology annotation, molecular function: zinc ion binding; nucleic acid binding.
GGAAAUCGUGAAAACGGGUCGUGUGCGCGUAGGUCUUCGUUUUGGCUUUUCCUGGCUCUUUGGCUGCUCUUGGUGGUGCUUUGAUUGAUCGGGGAUCGGAUUCUCGUUUCUGGCGCUUUGGAAUAAUAAACUUCGUCGUUGAAGGAAUGUCCGCGUGAUUUGUUUUGCUCACGAAAUCGAUCGAAUCGAUGAUUCAUGCCUAAGCAUGGUGGGGUUUUACAAGACUUCAGUGAAGGUGAAGAUCGAAUUGCGUUGUUGUGAGAUUCUUUGGCUGUUGAGCUUGUUAUGACCGAUGGAUUUUAGAAGGAAUAGAUAGUUUUUAAAAGUGCCACAUUCCUAGCGGGUUUUACGACGAGAGCUAAUGAUUCGUGCAGCAAUAACAGUUUGGAAGUGAAUCAAAAAACAUUGUAGCAAGUGCAUGCUUUGUAUGCCAAAGGAUACAACGAUGAUUUCAAAUCAGGAAUUUCUUGUUGGACAUCAAAUCCCACUAGACAGUGGGACCUUACAACUAGAAGAUGGAAGGACUCAAGGACCUCGCCGAGGGCACUGCAAAUGGUUCAACGUCAUCAAGGGAUGGGGAUUCAUCACUCCGGAAGACGGUGGCCAGGAUGUGUUUGUUCAUCAGAGUGUCCUUCAGAUGGAUGGAUUUCGAUCGUUGGGACAAAAUGAGCCAGUUGAAUUCGAAAGCAAGCUCACGGACAAAGGGUACGAGGCGACCAAAGUUUACGGACCGUCCCAGACCCAGUGCAAAGGUAGCGAGUUUAGGCCUCGAACCAAGCGGAAAUUCCGGAAAAUGAGAUGCUACAACUGUGGAGAAUUUGCCAACCACAUAGCCCAAAUGUGUUCCCAGGGUCCUUUGCCCAAGCGAUGCCAUCAUUGCAAAGGAGAAGAUCAUCUGGUAGCGGCCUGUCCUCAUAAGCCUCCUCCAACAACAAAUUUGCCACCAGAGUAGAUGCAAGUAGUUUUUCUACUCGCCACUAGAGGCGCGCCAGAAAAAAAUCGUUACCAGGUGGCAGUAAAAUCAAAUUCGGGAUAAAAAUUAUACCGCCGGUUUAAGUCUUCGCUAGAUAGUUUACACUGAAAACAUAAAUCAUGCAACUUUACAGUACAAAUAUUCCUGCGACGUGACUACCUGAAUCACCAGCAAACAUUAUUUAAAAAUCAAUUACUUUAAACGGUUUGUUAUGAUCCACAAACAAAAACUUUCAUUUAUCUGUCAAAAAUAAACAGCCGCCCUAUUGGCAGUUGGUCGAAUACCACCAGAUGAGUUCUUAAGCAUAUACGUAUAGGUUUAGAGUGUCCUUGUAACGAAAAUUUCGAGUCUAUAAGUUUAGUAUUUAUAAUCAAACAAAGCGUUUCAAGGAAUUCAGAUACUGAUUGUCCUCAGAAGCGAACAUAAGACGGGUUGAAUGCUUGUGUAAAUAUAGUUUGUGCAAUUUUUGGAGAGAAUUUUUACAACAACAUUACAUAAAUUAGUAAUAGACUAAUGCUUUUUUUCGGCAAACCGAAAGAUAAACUAUAUUCAUAAAACAAUUUAAGAGCAACAGCUGAACAUUCAUAUCUUUAAGAACAGUUUUACAAACAGGUGAAGUGAACUAAAACAAAGUUGCUAGGAGGUACCUACAUUCUAAAUUUAUAAUAACAAUUUACAAUAAAUUAAAAGUGUAGGAAGUUUAGCUAAAGUUUUGAGAAAAUAAACGUAUGUAAU